CACACUUUAUUUCCCAUUGUUUUGGGAAGGUCUGUUUCGCAAGUGUAAUCUUUAUUACCUUAUCUAAUCAAAUAAUGGUCUUUUGAUCAUGAAUAAAUCUUGUAGAUAUACAAGUGUUACUAGAUAAUGUAUUAGGUAGUCAAUUCAUCAAAGCGUAACGUCGCGGUUAAUUUAUUGUUUUAAGUUGGAAUCUCGACAAAUGUGAUUUUGUGUCGCUAUGGAGGAUUAUAAGUUUCUCUUUAAAGUGGUGCUAGUUGGUAAUGCUGGUGUGGGGAAGACGUGCCUGGUGCGAAGGUUCACUCAAGGUCUAUUUCCUCCCGGGCAAGGAGCUACGAUCGGAGUGGAUUUCAUGAUAAAAACAGUCGAAGUUGACGGCGAGAAAGUGAAGCUACAAAUAUGGGACACAGCAGGGCAGGAGCGCUUCCGCUCCAUCACACAGAGCUACUACCGCUCCGCGCAUGCACUCAUACUCGUAUAUGACAUAUCUUGCCAGCCCACCUUCGACUGUUUACCAGACUGGCUGCGGGAAAUAGAAGAAUAUGCCAGUAAUAAGGUGCUGAGGAUAUUAGUAGGUAACAAAACGGACCGCGAAGACCGCGAGAUCCCGCGGCAUAUCGGCGAAGAUUUCGCGCAGCGGCACGGAAUGUACUUCCUGGAGACCUCGGCUAAGGAGGCCGACAAUGUGGAGCGGCUGUUCAUGGAGAUAGCUGUGGAACUUAUGGAGCAAGCGAAGUGCAAGGAGCUACCGAAGUACGACGGCAGCCUGGGGCCCAUCAACGGUAAGACGACGUCCGUUGGCGACAUCUCCUGCUGCUCGCGAUCCUAAACUACACCUUAUCACCUUGCAAUAAGAGUUACAUAUGAUCAGUUAGUUUUGUU
This is a messenger RNA of Cydia amplana, 879 nucleotides long. Its product is annotated as ras-related protein Rab-30-like. The record is from RefSeq and is a predicted model, not a curated record. The transcript has 4 exons. Lineage: Eukaryota; Metazoa; Arthropoda; Insecta; Lepidoptera; Tortricidae. Bases 218 to 826 code for a protein of 202 amino acids. Gene Ontology annotation, cellular component: Golgi cisterna; trans-Golgi network. Gene Ontology annotation, biological process: vesicle-mediated transport. Gene Ontology annotation, molecular function: GTPase activity; GTP binding.